This is a messenger RNA of Cydia amplana, 928 nucleotides long. Its product is annotated as gastrula zinc finger protein XlCGF7.1-like. Gene Ontology annotation, biological process: regulation of transcription by RNA polymerase II. Lineage: Eukaryota; Metazoa; Arthropoda; Insecta; Lepidoptera; Tortricidae. The record is from RefSeq and is a predicted model, not a curated record. Gene Ontology annotation, molecular function: DNA-binding transcription factor activity, RNA polymerase II-specific. Bases 52 to 894 code for a protein of 280 amino acids. The transcript has 2 exons. Gene Ontology annotation, cellular component: nucleus.
UACUAUUCUUAUUUUGGAUGAAUAUUGCAAUCAAUUUUCAUGAAUUAAAUCAUGGAAGAAUAUGUGCCGGUAGGUCAGGAACCUCUCGAUGUUUGCGCCGUUUUUAUAAAAGAGGAGCAAAGGGAGGGUUUGGAGGCGGUACAAACUUUAAAUGAAUAUGACAUAAAGAUCGAAAGGGAUUAUUUUGUGGACGAUGAAGACGGGGAACCAACUUCUCUUGACUCGAACCCACCGCCAGACUCUCCAAAAACAUACACGUGCGAAAUCUGCACCAAACAGUUCGCCCAAAAACGCUACAUGACCGCCCACCGCCAAAGACACCCAGAAUUCAAAGACCUAGCCCUCAAACUCCAAGAAGAGAAACUACGACUCGAGCAAGCCAAGAAAGAACAGUUAUUCAUCUGUCUAUACUGCCAGAAGGAGUUCUGCAACCGAUCAACAGUCAACCGUCACAUGAAAAUCCAUACAGAUGACAAACCAGUGUCAAAAGACUAUAUUUGUGACAUUUGUCACAAAGCAUUUGCACAUAAAAGAGACGUUAGAGUCCAUUUACGUGUACACACGGGAGAGAAACCGUACGGAUGCAAAACAUGCAGUAAAAGGUUCUCUCAACUGGCCAGUCUGCAGUACCAUGCCCAAGGUCAUUCGAAAAUAAAACCAUAUCCAUGCGGUAUGUGCAAUAAGCAGUUCUUAAGGCGCAUCAGCUUGGAACGUCACAAGAGAAUCCAUUCUGGAAUCAGACCCUUCAAAUGUCAGUUGUGUGAAAAAGCGUUCACCCAGAAACGACAUCUGGUGCAGCAUAACCGGUUACACACAAAAUAUAAGCACAGAAAAGUGGGUUCUAAGUUCGGUCGGCAUAAGGACGCUUUUGCUGUUAACGCUAUGGCCACUUGAAGAUUUGUUUUAGAUAAAGUUUGUGAAAUCGCUA